Varroa destructor (honeybee mite) is the source of this 1228-nucleotide messenger RNA. RefSeq names its product alpha-aspartyl dipeptidase-like. Gene Ontology annotation, biological process: proteolysis. NCBI's taxonomy places the organism in Eukaryota, Metazoa, Arthropoda, Arachnida, Mesostigmata, Varroidae. The record is from RefSeq and is a predicted model, not a curated record. Gene Ontology annotation, molecular function: serine-type peptidase activity.
GCUGACAUCCCGGCAUUUCGCUUCGAUUAUUAUCUGUCCCAGAUAGACUUAAUUUCGGGCGUCCAAGCGAACGCCUUCGAAAAGCGAUACACGUGUCAACAAAACUCGCAGUUCGUCCUCCAUAAAUAUCAUUUUUAAGCGUAGUGCGCGUGCUUUUUAUAAGUUUUGCUUAUAAGGUUAUACAUUUGUGGCCUAUCGAAAAGAAAUUACUGUGUGGUACGAAUUUCUGAGCAGACGAUUGUACGAAACAUUUUGUACUUGGAAAACGUUUAUGAGACGGCAGCAAUAAUCAAUUAUGAACUCUACUGUGAUACGCUGCAUACUUUUUGUGGUUUAAAGUGAAGAUACUGGAUGAAAAUAAUUUUUGGUUUCAACGAAGUGGGGGUACGUCUCCACAAAGCGGAACACAAAAUGAACCGUAAACUUCUUCUUCUCUCGAACUCGACAACAUAUGGGACAUCAUACCUCAGUUAUGCUAAGGAUAUGAUAAAGGCAUUCUUAGGGAAGCAUGAAGUAUCAGAGAUACUUUUUGUUCCAUAUGCCCGAUGUGACUAUGAGGAUUAUACAACAACGGUUCGGGAAGCGGUUGAGCCGAUGGGAUUCUCGGUUAAAGGUAUUCAUACGUUCCCUUCACCGGUCGAAGCUGUAAAUAAGGCCCAGUGCAUCUUUAUCGGCGGAGGAAAUACUUUCCUUCUUCUAAAAACCUUGUAUGAGAAUCAGUUAGUUGAACCUAUCCGCAAACGAGUAUUAGAAGGAAAUCUUGUUUAUAUAGGAUCAAGCGCCGGUACAAAUGUAUCUACGCCGUCUAUUAACACCACAAACGACAUGCCAAUCGUCUACCCACCAACCUUUGAAGCCUUGAAUCUGAUUCCAUUCAACAUCAAUCCUCAUUACGUUGAUGCUGAUCCGUCAAGCAAGCAUAUGAGCGAAUCUCGGGAAAAACGCAUCCAGGAGUAUCUUGAACAAGGUUCCGGAAGAAAAGUGUUAGGCAUCUAUGAGGGUGUCCUUAUAGAAGUGGAGGGUGAUCGAGCGACCCUCAGAGGCGAGCGAGGUGGAAAAGUUUUUGUUAAGUGUAAAGCGGAACCCGAUGCUAUCCAAGGAAAUUCGGAUAUCAGCUUUUUGCUCAAGAAUUAACGAUUCUAAUGGCAAUCAAUGUGCCCAUAGACGCAUCGGGCUUGACUGUUAAUUACUACUAUUACUAAGUUUCGCCGCGGAAAUAAAAAUAACU